This is a messenger RNA of Penicilliopsis zonata CBS 506.65, 6174 nucleotides long. RefSeq lists its product as hypothetical. The coding region runs from base 1 to 6174 and encodes 2057 amino acids. The record is from RefSeq and is a predicted model, not a curated record. Gene Ontology annotation, biological process: endocytosis; intracellular protein localization; retrograde transport, endosome to Golgi. The transcript is spliced from 5 exons. Gene Ontology annotation, cellular component: endocytic vesicle; Golgi apparatus; membrane. Lineage: Eukaryota; Fungi; Ascomycota; Eurotiomycetes; Eurotiales; Aspergillaceae.
AUGUCUUACCCUGCAAUUGUUCCCAGCACCGCUCCGCCGUCCGACAGCGCUGCACGUGCGGAGCUCGACAUCGCUAAGCUUCACGCGCUCCCCUCCGAACAGCAGGAUCUCUACCUUCUCUCGUUUACGUCGGACCUGGUGCAAUAUGUGUCGAGUCUGGACCCGGCGCAGAUCUCGGCGCAGCAGAAAUUCCUGAAAAGCGAGCUCUUCAAGGUCAUUACCCUGUCCUCGCCGACAACUACUCGAGUCCUCCGCAAUAACCUGGGCCGAUGUUUUGGGGCAAUUUUUGGGAAGGGAGACCGGCUUAUCCUCUAUGAUACAAUUACAGAAUUGCUGGCGGUCCUGAAUUCUGGCAAGAGCGAGGCCGAGUUGAGGUCGAAAUUCGCCGCGGCACAUUGUUUGGGCGAGGUCUUCGCCGCCGCGGGGGAGAGUGCCUUUGCACAGUCGAGCAAUGUGGCUUCGAGUCUGCUCAAGUUACUGAAACAGACCAGUAACCAUGCGGGGUUCCGUGGUGUGGUCUUUGCCGCUCUCCGAAAGAUCGUGGUCGGGGUUGGCCUUCCGGUGGACGAAGCGACGGCACGCGAUGUCUGGAAACAAGCCCGGAAUACUGCCACAGGCGACAAGUCGACCUUUGUACAGGUCAACGCCUGCCGAUGUCUUGAACAGCUGGUGAAGAUGACGCCGUAUUUUGAGAACUCGAGCGACUUUGAUCAUUUGAAGACAGUCAUUUGGAAGGUGAUUGACAGUCCUGUCGCGCCUGUAAGACAUGCGGCUGCUGCGUGUCUUGCUCAAGCGCUGGUCAAACUCCAUGCCACUGAAAUCCGAAUUGACCCUGCUCCCAAGCCCAAGAAGCUGAAGAGAAUGUCUAAGAAGCCAGCCCCUAGACCGGGGGAUGACGAGGAUGAGGCUGAUGCAUCGGAAUCUUCCGCGCCAAAGAAGGCGGACUCACGUCUGUUCUUUCUACUCCCAGACCUUCUCCGGCAGCUGUCGACGCAUUAUUUGAGAAGUACCACCUCGAAUCGCACAAGGGCUGGCAUUGCGGUAUGCUAUAAGCUGAUAAUGCGAAAUCUGGGAGACAAGAUUGUGGAAGAACGUUAUGGCCAGAUUGCGACUCAUUUCCUAUUCGACCUGCUGAACCACCCGACAAUUACAUACAAUCGCUUCCGCCUUCUCAUGACAAGAAAGUUUGUUAAAAACAUACUGGAGGAAGCAGUCGGUCAAGAGCUACUGCGUGAGAACACUCAAAUCAACGCCGCCAGGUGGCUCAUCAAUGAUGUCCUGAAGGACUACCCGCAGGUUUUAUCAGAGCGUCGGGAACCCAGCAAGUAUUCUCUUACUAGUGCUGUCAGUGCAUUGUCAUCCCUGAUAUCAUCGUUGGGAUCUGCCUUUGGUGUCCUUGCGGAAGCUUGUCGCGAAGCCCUACUUCAGGUCCUUGCCCACCCCAGUUAUACUGUUCAAAUCCACACUGCACAAUGUCUCCGCAAAUUUGUGUUAGCAUGUCCGCAUCAACUUCUCUCGUGUGUGACGAUCUGCAUGAACAGCCUAACUAGAGAGAUCGGCCAGCUUGGCACACCUAGGCAGUCCCCGAGGCGUUGUCUUGGGUUCGCAAAUGGGCUCUCGGCGAUGCUCAGUACAUCCCGUUUGCAGACGUUGUACGGCUCCGUUGAUGUCUUUUCGCGCGUGUUCACUCAGGCUACCGGUCUCCUGAAGACAAGCAGUAGUGCCGAGCUGCGUGCCGCCAGCACGCAAAUUCAAGUCGCAUGGAUUCUCAUUGGAGGAUUAAUGCCCCUUGGACCCAGUUUCGUCAAGAUUCACAUCUCCCAGCUGAUGCUUCUGUGGAAAAACGCGUUGCCAAAACAUGUAGGAAAAGAGAAUAUUGCGAAGCGUGGGAGUCUGGAGAUGAGUUUCUUGGCACAUGUCAGGGAAUGUGCCUUGAGCACUUUACUCGUUUUUCUCGAAUUCAACAGCAAACUAAUCACUGCUGAUGGUGCGAAGCGGAUUGCUACCAUGCUUCAGCACACGGUGGAAUUCCUCGAUGAGCUGCCGCGGCAGAAAUCAUUGGAAGACAUCUCUCAGCGUCUGUUCCCUUCUUUGCAGCUACAUGAUUUUUCCACCAUGGUUCGACGUCGUGUCUUGCAAUGUUUCGCGAAGUUACUACGGGUCCAUCACCUCAGCCAUGGCGAUAUCAUUUCCCAGUCAAGUUUGCUGAGUUUGGCAACAUCGUAUUUUGCGGAUCCAGAUGCAUCUCUGUCAAACCCACUUGAGAGCUCAAUAGCCGGUGCAACUGCGCAAUUCGAGAACCUCUGGGAGCUCUCGGAUAAUUCUGGCUUCGGCGUGACAGGCCUCGUUCGUGAGUAUAUAAGUGCCACUUUGUCUGGCAAGUUACAGAACGACAAUGGUCCAGCGUGGUCUGCGGUCAAUUCUGCAAAUGACGUUAUCGAUGAUGUUUUGACCUUCCCAAUCUGCCAGGCCAGUGAACAUGAUGCCGUUCUCUUGUACUGUUCAAGGGACGGGGAUUCUCUGGUUGCCGAACCACCUGCUACUGGUGUUGUUAAUGCUGCCAUAGACCUGUUUUCUAUUGCGAUUCCUAUACACGCUCCCAAAGUCCAGGAGGGCAGCGUUGAGCAGAUUGCCAUGUUCCUGUCAUCUCAGACUCUUCAGCGGAACCCUGGUCGGAAGGCUGCCAUGACUGUAAACAUUGCAGUGGCAUUGCUUCAUUCAUUGAAAGUCGCCACCAAAGAGACAGAGUCCGCUGCUGGAAACUUGAGUCCAGCAACUGAUAAAAUCUUGCAAGAGUUGUUUCAGACUUUUAUCCUGGACGCCGAUCCUGUCAUACGUACGAUCGGUGUUGAGGCUCUUGGUCGGCUUUGUGACAAAGCAGGUAACGCUCUCACAAACACUCAGAUCAACUGGCUCGUCGAUACCAUUGUCGAAAACAGAAACCCGAACACGCGUGCUGGCUGCGCUGCUGCUCUGGGCUGUAUCCACGCCCAGGUGGGUGGAAUGGCAGCGGGUCUUCAUUUGAAGACCAUUGUCGGCGUGCUGAUGUCUCUAUGCAACGAUCCUCAUCCGGUCGUCCACUUCUGGGCUCUCGGAGGUCUAGAGAGGGUGGCCAAUUCUGCCGGUCUGACGUUUUCGCCUUUCGUCUCCAGUUCGCUUGGAAUGCUUGCACAACUGUACAAUGCUGACUCCCAUAACGAGGAGGCGGCUUCACUAGCAACAUCCAACUUUGAAAUGUCUUUUCUGACUCCGGUCGUUAUAAGUCGCUGUAUUGACUCCCUGAUCAAUGUCCUUGGCCCGGACUUGCAAGAUAUCACAAAGACGCGCAACCUUAUUCUUACCCUACUCAGGCAGUUCCAGUUGGAGGAAAACCCCGCUUUGGUGACUGAGAGCUCUAAAUGUCUGGAUCAUCUCUCGCUGUACGCACCGGCAUAUGUGGACUUUUCGGGCUAUGUUAGACGCCUCCAGACUGAGCUUUCAGCCAGCAGUCUGUUAAUGCGAGAAGUCGCCGUGCGGGGACUCAAUAAUCUCAUGAAAAGGGAUGCCCCAUUGGUCAUCAAAACCGCCACACCAAGCCUGGAGGAUGAGAUCUGGCUAGCGCUCGACGAUGCUCCUGAUACUGUGUCAAUCAGAAGCAUGAUCCAGGAUUGGUUGCAGCAAACAGCACUGACGGAGACUGGGCUCUGGAUUCAGCGGUGCCAGAACGUUUUGAGCAAGACACGCACGAAGGUGGAGGAUCUUCCGCCCGCAUCCACAAUUAAGACUGCCGCCCCAGAGUUACCGGAUGAUGAAGUUGCAGGAUUUGCAUCUGCUGUCGCUGGUGCAACGCAGGUAGACUCUGCAAACGAGGCUGUUGCUAGCCAAGAGCUACUCAAGUGGCAGACUCGUAACUUUUCAAUGAGUUGUCUCAGUCAGUUACUCGCAACGGUGCAAGAGGCCAUUUUGCCAGACCAAACAAUCCCUGCAGAGCUUGCUCUUCAGCACAAAGUCGGCGAUAUUGUUCGAAUGGCGUUUUCCGCAUCCACUGCCAACGUCGUAGAACUUCGAGUUUGGGGUCUAAAGAUCAUUGACCAAGUCCUGAAGAUGUUUGGAAAAACUCCUGAUCCCGACUUUGCCGAAGCAUCCCUUCUUGAGCAGUAUCAGGCUCAGAUCGGCUCGGCUCUCACCCCGGCAUUCGCGGCAGAUUCAUCGCCAGAGCUGGCCUCCGAAGCAAUCAAUGUAUCUGCUACCUUCAUCGCAACAGGAAUUGUUACAAAUGUCGAUCGGAUGGGAAGAAUUUUCAAACUUCUUGUUCUUGGACUAGAAAGCUUUGCUAAAAACCCCGAAACGACGGAGAUUGGAGACCUCAAGGGGCUCAACUCAAAUGCCAGGGUAAUGGUCCAAAUGGCUCUCUUCUCUGCCUGGGCACGCUUGCAGAUUGCAAGUGCCGAACAGGACUAUUUGAACCAGGUGGUCCAGCCUUAUCUUACCCGAUUGACACCCCUGUGGCUCUCAUCUCUGCAAGAAUUUGCCCGCCUGCGUUUCGAGCCUGAUAUUUCAGGCAGCUUGGGCACUCCCCAGUCCGGUAGUCUCGAUGAGGUGUACGCAGCACUCAACCGCGAGACCUUGUUAAAGUUCUACCAAGAUUCCUGGUUGAAUCUCGUUAAUGCGAUUGCUGGUCUUGUCGAAAAGGAUAUUGACUUUGUAUUCGAUGCGCUCGAUGGCAAGUCAGCGCUAGCAGAAGCCGAGAAUGAAGACGGGGACGAAGCCAAUUCUGAACUGACACCGGAAGGCAAGGGUCAUGACAUCAAUUACCGCGAUGAACCGGUUGCAUUCUUCUUUGUCUUGUUCGGACUGGCCUUUGAGGCCCUUGUUGAUCAGUCUACCUCUCCAACACAGCGUUUGGAGAUUCUUCAAGCCCUCAAGAGGAUUUUUAGGCCGGUGAUAUCUGGAAACGCUGUGUACCAGGAUGCCAUCUUCUCGGAGACCAUGGACAGUCUCGAUCGUCUAGUAUUAACUGAAGGGACCCCCAUUCAGAACGUGAUCAUCGAGAUCGCUAGGAACUUGUCCCUGGAUCAUCCUUCUGCCAAGGGCAGUGAGGAACGCAGUGAUCAUCUAUCAGAUGAUAUUGAACAACUUUUCGAGCUCACGAGGAGUAUUAUUCUGGUUCUCGCCAGUCUGUUACCGAACCUUCGCGAAGCUACCCCCCUUGCUCGAUUCAAUGUCAGAUCCGACGAGUCUCUUGCUCUCAUCCGUCUCUCACUUUCUUCCUUGGUUGACGUUGCCUCGGUAUUUCCUUCUAUCAUCCGUCAUGAUCUUCAUGCGUGCAUCUUCCAUAUCUUUACGACUAUCCUUGCUACAGGAAUAUGCCAGGACGAGGUUGUCCCUCAGGCUCUUCCAGUCUUCAGACAAUUUCUCAAUAGUAUCAUCGCUGAUCAGCAAGAGGCAAGCCCCGAAAAUCUCCGGGUUAUAUCUCGGCAAUUGCGGGGUUGUCUAACCCGUUUCCUCACUACCCUCACCAUUGCCCAGCGCAGAGAGUCCGAUUCUUCAUUGCCUUGUGCGAAGAACACGCUCUUGGCGAUCACGAUUCUCCUAACUUCCGCCGGGCAUCUUAUUCCUCCGCAGGAUCCUAUCCUUCCCCGUAUUUUCGCUGAACUUUUGGACUGCCUUCAGGAUGUCGGUCUUGCAAAUGUUGCUGCAGGCUGCCUUCGUUCGAUUCUGCUCUCUCCAGGUCCCAGAUCUCUCACCAGUGCGAUGAUUUCCAGGCAUCUCAUUCCCAGACUCAUCGCAUUCUUGGUCGGUUCUUUGACUGAAUCAGGGGAUGUCCCCAACGAUCCGGAGAAUUCCAGAACCGUCAUCGCUCGCACGCUCGUCUCAUGCGUGACAACGGGCACCUUCUCCCCCACCGAAGUACCAACAGCCAUCAUGCUUGUCGUAUCCGCGCUCCUAUCCCGUGCCAAGCGAGAAGGGUCGAGUAUCUACCCCGAAACCGCUUCUCUGUUGCUAGAGUUAGCAAAGGCCGGCCAGCCGAUCUUCCGCGCCCUUGUGGCAUCCAUGAAUCCAGAGCAAAAGGCUCUCCUUGAGGAGAUUCUGAGGAGCGCCGAAAUUGGAUCUAGCGCAGGCAAAGCGAGCAGACAGGAUGCGCAGGGUGAUCAGAAGGCCAUGCCAGCAAUCACUUUGCGGAUGGACUUUUAG